This is a messenger RNA of Durio zibethinus, 1869 nucleotides long. Its product is annotated as DNA binding / DNA-directed RNA polymerase. Gene Ontology annotation, molecular function: DNA binding. The record is from RefSeq and is a predicted model, not a curated record. NCBI's taxonomy places the organism in Eukaryota, Viridiplantae, Streptophyta, Magnoliopsida, Malvales, Malvaceae. Gene Ontology annotation, biological process: DNA-templated transcription.
AAUCCAAAUCCAGCCCCAAAUAAACAUAAAAUACAAUACCCCAUUUUUCUUCUUCGUCUGAUAUAUCGUUUUCCUUUGUUUUCUCACUGCAGCCGAACCCUCUCUUUCUGUCUCGGUGGAGGCGGGAGUGUUUCCCGAUUAGGCUAUCACCAUGGAAGAACACGAACCAUCAUCAUCAAAAUCCAGAACCAAGAAGUCAAAGAAGAGAAACAGGGAAGAGAAUCUUCAAAAACCAAUUGAACCAGGAGCACAAAACCCUGUAGCAAAAAAGGAGACUUUGCAAGUAAAAAUCCAACUUUUUCAAGACCAACCAAGCAAGAUUCCACCCUUAGUUGCCUAUUUCCCAUCUGGAUAUAAUCCUAGUGAAGCCAAUCCUCAAACCCGACAAGAGGAAGAAGAGGGGAACAGCCAAAGCAACCCACCAAAGAUCAAGGUUUUUAGAAACAUGGCUCAAAGAAAGACUAAUAGGCUUCAGGUUGUGGUUAGCCCAAGCGGGUCUAAUGUGGAUUUUGUGGGAUCGAGUUAUAGUGGUGAGGCUGCUGCUCCACAAGUUUGCAGGUUCUCACUUGGGGUUCUUGAUAAGGAGACCGGGACUCUCAAGAUUGUUCCUAUUGCUUGUAAUAAGAUAUUUAGAUUGGAACCAAGAGUUAGAAGCUCGGAGGCUGCUAAUGAUGGUGCUUCGAAUUCAGUGAAGAGUGAACUUACUAGCGAAAAGAAGGACAAAAUGGGAGAGCUUACUGCACUUUAUGGAACAAAGAAGGAUAGGAAGAAGAGGAAGGAUUUUAUUGAUUUGAAGAAGGAAGCUGAUCCUGAAUUACAGAAAUCUUUGGACAAGAAGAUUGAGCAAGUUGCCUUUGAUAAGGAGGCCUUGGAAAAUACCAGUGCUCUUAUUACUCAUAAUAUCCCUCCAUAUGACUCUUCUGCUACUACACCCCUAGAAGCUUACCCAUUGGACAAGAUUAUUUUCAAGGGAGAGUGGGACUUCCUUGGAGAUAUUUAUAAGCUUUUGCAAGUGGGAGCAGAAGUAGCAAGCAAUGCUUAUCCACACUUUGUUUGCAACAGAAUUCAUAAAUUGGAUGCCAUUCGGGAUGAGACAGUGAAGGGGAAACUCUCAUGUAUCUUUUCGUAUAUUACUCAUCUUGUGAAGUUCAAGGAUCUCUUCUCCAUGGGACAUGUUACAUCUGCAAAGAACCACAAUUUCCCAAGCAUCAUCCGCCACAGGUUUAUGAGCAUGUUUACUGAUCCAGGGUCUAAAAUACUUUCCAGUGACAAAAUUGAUCUUCUGAUUAGUUAUGUCUUGGUGCUCACUUUGCAUGCUGAUGGAUUUCAAACUGACCCAUCUGAUAUAGCAAAGGAUCUAAGAGUCAGUAAAGUAGAUUUGAGACGUCAUUUUCUGAAUUUGGGGUGCAAAUUUAUGCAUGAGAAAAGUAUAUUAUUUGCUACCCUUCCUGUUCCUCUAAAAUUUCCUUCACAGAAUUUGAAGCAGAGGCGGAGACGGUAGAUAAAUCAAUUGUCGUGAGUGCUGUAAUAGUAAUGUCGCUUCUUGACAUCAUACGGAGGUGGUUUUGGCUAUGUGAGUAUGACUGCAUGAAAAAUUUUCAUUUAGCCUGUUUACAUCAUUGACAUUUUUGUUACUAAUUUUUGAAGCAAAAUGGGAUGAUUUGUAGUUGAUAAGGGUCUGUAACAUUUUCGUUUGAUAUUAUAUGGACUACUCAUCAAACGGUAUCGAGCCAUGAAAGAUUUUAUGGUAAGAAUUAGCAUGCUAUCAUUUGUUGUCUGCUUUUGAAUUUUUCUUCUUUUCCUUAAUCAUUGUUGAAUUGCAAGCCUCUUUGAGCAGGGCAAGAGUUGAAUAGUAAGCCAAUAGAACAA